Rhizophagus irregularis DAOM 181602=DAOM 197198 is the source of this 1704-nucleotide messenger RNA. The record is from RefSeq and is a predicted model, not a curated record. NCBI's taxonomy places the organism in Eukaryota, Fungi, Glomeromycota, Glomeromycetes, Glomerales, Glomeraceae.
UAAAGCAUCUCAAGUAUUGUAUGGAAUAUCUCAAAAUCCAGAUACAGGAGAUUAUAUUCUUAUUCAAAAUAAUUAUAGAAAUGAAAAAAUUGAUGAUUUUACUCAAGAAAGGCAACUUUCUGAACCAAGUAUUGCAAUGGGAGUUGAUCAAGAAGAUUAUAGUUUUAUCAUCUCCGAUAAAGUUCAAGAAGAAUUGCAAAAGAUCGUAAAUGAUACAAAUGUACGAGAUAUCUUCUUUGGUAGAGAUCAUAAUGAUAAAGUUUCAUCAAACAAGAAUCAAAAAUUAUAUAUUAUAGUUAAUAAUAAUCCAACAGAACCAUUACAAAUGAUUGAAAAUUUUCCAGUAACUUAUAUUGAAUGUGGAACAUUUUCAGAAAAAAUUCCAAGAAAUAUCCCUCCACAAAAAUCAUUUCCUUUAGAUAUCAAAGAAAAAUUUGAUAGUAUUCUGGACGAUCAAAUUGGAAUUAAUUUUCGUUCAAAAUAUUGUAACCUUAUUGCAAUAAGUUUAGAUUGGAAGAUUGUUAAUAGAGAAUAUGUAAAUAAACCAGCAAUUGUAUUUUAUGUUAUUCGUAAAGGUAUAAUUCCUAUUGGUGACGAUCUUCUUCCGAAAACUAUUUAUGGUAUAGAUACAGAUGUACGUGAAGGAUUUUAUGAACCAACUGGCAUUGCAUAUGAAUAUUGUCGGGAAUAUACAGCAUAUCUCGCUUCUGGUUAUAGUAUUGGAAUUUGCAAUUUUAGAGCAGGAACCUUGGGUGCAUUUGUAAAGAAUUCCAAUGAUAAAAUAUGUUUGCUAAGUAAUUAUCAUGUACUUAAUUCGAAUGAUAACAGCAUAAUUGAACAUAUUGUUAAACAACCAGCUUAUAUGGACCAUGUAGGGGCAAUUGAAGAGAAAAUAAAAGAAACAGAGAAGAAUUUAGCUAGAGCGAUUGAUGAUGAUAAUAUUAGAGAAAAAGACAGAAAAAGUAAAGAAAAAAAAUUAUUGGAAGAUAAAUUAAAAGAUGCAAAUGAGGAGGUUACUGAAUUUGCAAGAGUUAUAGACGGUAAACGUGAAAAUUGUUAUAUUGGCGGUAAAUUUUAUGGGGUUGAUGCUGCCAUAGCUUCAUUAGAAUUGAUUGAUCGUGAUGUAAGACCAAAAGAAUUUGCUAUUCCAGAUUUUGCGUUUGAGAAAUAUUCUCUUACAGUACCUCAGAUUUCAGGAAGUAUUAGUAUUAAAGAUAUAAAAUCAUUUGAUACUGAUAAUAAUAUAUUUAAGGUUGGACGCACAACUGGAUUAACUAAAGGGCGUAUUCCAGAAUUAAGUGGUAUAGAUAUAUCAUGCGAUCCCAUGAGAAAUUUAUGGGUUUAUAAACGCCAAUUAAGAAAUCUAGGCAUAGCACAAAUGGCAGAGAUUAAUGAUUUAGAAGGUAGAGCUAUAUUUCAACCUAGAUGGUUGAGUAGACAAAUAUUAGUAAAACAGACAGAUACUGGAUCUUUUAUGGAUGAGGGAGACUCGGGUUGCAUAUGGUUUGAUAAAAAGGGAAUGAUUAUAGCAUUAGGACAUGGGGUAUUUCAAAAUACUAAUUCAGUAAUUGCAAUAGGAUCACCGAUAAAUGCAGUGCUAAAGACCCUUAAUGUUGAGCUUUAUUUGGGAGAUAAUUGAGAAAUGAUAAAUUUAUAAAGUUAUUUAUUUACGAUUUUUUCAAUACUUUAUUUUUUUUAUACUAG